AGUUUCGGUUUGCAGGUAAGGUCGUUGAGAUCUCCGUCCCCCAAUUUCGAUGAGUUCAAGAAUUCAAGCUUCCUUCAUACAAACUCACUCUCCAUUUUCCAUUUCUCUCUCUCUCUAGAUUUCAUUCGCUUCAAUGGCUCAUCUUCUCCGCACCUCCUUCGUCGCCGGCUCCUCCCCAUCUCUCCGCCGGAGGCCUUUUCUCCAGUCUCCAUUCCACCCCAGGCGGCGGUCUCUCCAGCCCCAGGCCACCAUCCGCGAGAUCUUCAUGCCUGCUCUCAGCUCCACCAUGACCGAGGGCAAGAUUGUGUCCUGGAUCAAGACCGAGGGCGACAAGCUCGCCAAGGGCGAGAGCGUCGUCGUCGUUGAGUCCGAUAAGGCCGACAUGGACGUCGAGACCUUCUAUGAUGGCUAUCUCGCUGCUAUUAUGGUCGAUGAAGGAGGCGUUGCGCCUGUUGGAUCUGCAAUAGCGUUUUUGGCUGAGACUGAGGAUGAGAUUUCUGAGGCUAAGUCUAGAGCUGCGAAUGUUUCAUCUGGUUCUUCGCCUUCCGCACCUCCACCGGAGAAGAUUCCUGAGAAUGUAGGUGCUGCGGCGGCGCCGGUUCCAGUGGUUAAGCCAGCUUCGGUGGUAGUGGCUUCCACUCACCCUGCAUCUGAAGGAGGGAAGAGAAUUGUGGCGUCCCCGUAUGCGAAGAAGCUGGCUAAGGAGUUGAAUGUGGAGUUGGGGGCAGUGCUGGGGACCGGGCCAUCGGGGAGAAUUGUGGCCAAGGAUGUUGAAGCUGCGGCUUCUACAGCUGUUUUGAAAUCUGAUGCUGCUAGGUCAGUUUCGGCUCCAGGAAGCGGUGUGCAGCCGCCGCCAUCCCUGGAGUUGGGAACCACUGUACCGUUUUCCACAAUGCAAGGAGCAGUGAAUCGGAACAUGGUUGAGAGUCUUGCAGUUCCCACAUUCAGAGUGGGGUAUACCAUUACGACCGGUGCGCUUGAUGCUCUUUACAAAAAGAUUAAAUCGAAAGGCGUGACCAUGACAGCGUUACUUGCAAAGGCUACAGCACUAGCACUGGCUAAACAUCCUGUAGUAAAUUCUAGUUGUAGGGAUGGUAAGAGCUUUACUUAUAAUAGCAGCAUCAAUAUUGCAGUUGCGGUGGCCAUUGAUGGUGGCUUGAUCACACCAGUGCUUCAAGAUGCAGAUAAGGUGGACAUUUAUUCUUUGUCUAGAAAGUGGAAAGAGUUGGUUGACAAGGCCAGAGCGAAGCAACUGCAACCUCAGGAAUACAACACAGGUACCUUCACUCUCUCUAAUCUUGGAAUGUUCGGUGUGGGUCGUUUUGAUGCAAUUCUGCCACCCGGAACUGGAGCAAUCAUGGCAGUCGGAGCAUCUAUCCCUACGGUUGUAGGUACUAAGGAUGGUCGGAUUGGCAAGAAAAACCAAAUGCAGGUAAAUGUAACAGCAGAUCAUCGUGUAAUCUACGGUUCGGAUCUUGCUACUUUCUUGCAAACCUUGGCAAAAAUCAUUGAGGACCCUAAAGGUCUAACACUAUAGUUUUACUUGCAUCUUAAACACCACCCUUUCUUUAUUCUCUUUAGUUUUUUUUCUUAUGAAUUGAUGUAUCUUUUCACACGAAUUUGAGUUAGAUGUAAUCUCCCGGAAAGUGGUAGAAAGUAAGAAAUUAUGUUCCGAGUGUGUUGCCCAUGUUUUGUGAAGAAUAGAAGCAAAAUUUUGAAGGAUGAACAAUUGCUUAUGUUUUUUUUUUUUUGCUUUCUUCUUGAAAAUGAAGUUGUAUUGAU
Molecule: messenger RNA, 1782 nt
Organism: Cucurbita maxima (winter squash)
Lineage: Eukaryota; Viridiplantae; Streptophyta; Magnoliopsida; Cucurbitales; Cucurbitaceae
Product: dihydrolipoyllysine-residue acetyltransferase component 5 of pyruvate dehydrogenase complex, chloroplastic-like
Exons: 6
Coding region: 134-1537 (467 amino acids)
Biological process (GO): pyruvate decarboxylation to acetyl-CoA
Cellular component (GO): pyruvate dehydrogenase complex; chloroplast thylakoid; chloroplast envelope
Molecular function (GO): dihydrolipoyllysine-residue acetyltransferase activity
Source: RefSeq, a predicted model, not a curated record